Molecule: messenger RNA, 1008 nt
Organism: Fraxinus pennsylvanica
Lineage: Eukaryota; Viridiplantae; Streptophyta; Magnoliopsida; Lamiales; Oleaceae
Source: the annotation of a GenBank genome assembly
AUGGAAGCCAAUAAUGACAACAUUGGACUGAGCUCUUACUACAACCACCCUCAGCUUAACCUCCAAACUCCUCCUGCUCCACCACCGUCUACUGUCGCCUCCGCCACAAUUCCAUCAGCCACUAAUGGAGUUGUACCUAACAGUACAACCAACAACAGCGAUGUGUACACUCACACCGGCGUUCCUUCUACGGUAUCCUCGCCUGCAGAGAACAUGAAGAGAAAAAGGGGAAGACCCAAAAAGUACGAAACCCCCGAGCAAGCCGCGGCUGCUAGGAAGCUAUACGCUUUGGCUUCCUCCGCGGCUUCCAAAAAGAAACGGGACCAAGGCUUGGCUGCUCUUGCUUCCACCCCGUCCUCUAAUUCUUCCAAGAAACUCCAGCUGGCUGCUUGCGGCAAUAUGGACGAAGGUUUCACCCUUCACAUCAUUACCGUGACUGCUGGAGAAGACGUGGGUCAAAAAAUCAUGAUGUUUAUGCAGCAAAGCAAACGUGAAAUAUGUAUUAUUUCAGCAUCUGGUUUGGUCUCUAAUGCAUCUCUACGCCAGCCAGCAACAUCUGGAGGCAGCGUUUCAUAUGAGGGGCGAUUUGACAUUCUUUCUCUAUCUGGAUCUUACAUUCGUGCUGAACGUGGAGGAGGGAGAACUGGAGGACUUAGUGUAUGUCUGUCGAGUACUGAUGGACAAAUCAUUGGUGGAGGGAUUGGUGGACCACUUACAGCUGCAGGCCCGAUUCAGGUAAUUGUUGGUACCUUUCAAAUCGACUCCAAGAAGGAUACUAGCGGUGCUGGUAAAGGAGAUGCUGCUUCCAACAAGUUAUCUGCAAUUGGUGGCACUUCAGUGUCAGAUCUAGGCAUCUGGUCACCUGCUGAUUCUACUCAUCAAACUGUUGGUGGAAAUCCAUUUAUGAUUCAGCAUCAGGGCAUGCAAUUGACACCUUCACAUUCGAUGGAAUGGAGAAAUAGCACUGGUCAUGGCAUGCAGCAAUCUCCCGAGAAUGGUGACUAUUAG